AUGGUGCCACGAUAUUCGGCUUACGCCAGCCUCUUCCCCAUCUUUUUACAGACAUGCCUUGCGCAGGAUACCAGCAUUAUUUCCGUCCCAUAUGAAUCGACCUAUCUUCUUCCUUCACCGUUUCACGGCAACUUGUUUCACAGCUUUGUUAAUGGCACCAAUACGUUGGAUGCGUUAACUAACGAACUCCUUCAGUCUGCCACCAAAUCACCGUUCAUCUCAUACGGUGACGAGCCCCUGGCACUUCUCGGCCAGAAUCCAGCCAUUGAGUUGAUCGAGAAGCGUCCAGGCAACUUUGCGGGAGAAGCUGGCGUAUGGAUCAGCGAUCGCAAUGAACUCUGGUACACAACUUGGAUCAAUGAUGGGCCUACCCACGUGGAAAUCUUGGAUUUGAAUAACAACAGCAUCAGAAACCUGACCUCUUCACAGUCGUUGAAAAACCCGAACGGAGGAUUCUACCACCAAGGUCUCAUGUACUUCACUUGCUUGCGAGACGACUCUCGAGACUGGUCUGGCGGCGUCGUAUCUGUCAACCCAGAGACAGGCCACGUCGAAACUGCCCUCGACUCUUACUUUGGUCUCAAGUUUGAUAACAUUGACGAUGUGGCCUAG
This is a messenger RNA of Colletotrichum tamarilloi, 612 nucleotides long. RefSeq lists its product as uncharacterized. The record is from RefSeq and is a predicted model, not a curated record. Bases 1 to 612 code for a protein of 203 amino acids. Gene Ontology annotation, molecular function: protein binding. Lineage: Eukaryota; Fungi; Ascomycota; Sordariomycetes; Glomerellales; Glomerellaceae. The transcript has a single exon.